AGGAGUCGGUAGCUGAAGAGUGUGUGUCUCCGCGGUGCUUCGUUUCUCGGACACGUUGUGGGCGUGCUGUGAUUGUUUUUGCUUUCUGUGGGUCUCAGGGCACUGGAGCCAAUCCCAACUGGGUGAGAGCAGGAUGCACAGGGGCAGAAUGGACUUGUCGUGUCUUGACCUGGCCUUGGAAGCCCAGCUAUCUUGCAAGCUGGGAAACUAUCGCAGGGGCGUGUCUUUUUUUGAAUCAGCCAUGCAGGUGGGAACUGAAGACCUCCAACUACUCAGCGCCAUCUAUAGCCAGAUCGGAUAUGCCUACUUUCAGCUCGGAGAGCAUAACAAAGCACUGGAGUACUAUGACUAUGACCUCAGGCUUGCACGCACCAUCGGCGAUAAAGCUGGUGAGGCCAAAGCCUGUGGUAAUCUUGGACAUGCGUUAAAGUCCGUAGGACGGUGUGAUGAAGCAGUGCCAUUCUGCCAAAGAUAUUUGGAUAUUACCAGAGCCAUGUCUGAUAAGGUUGGCCAAGCCCAAGCACUUUAUAUUUUUGGGAACGUGUACCACGCCAAGGCUAUGGAAAUGUCCUGGAGUGGAGUGGAACCAGGACAUUUCACAGCGGAAGCAACAGCGGCCCUAAAGAAGGCUGUACAGUACUACGAGGUUAAUCUAUGCCUAGUGGAAGAGCUCGGCGAUCGGGCAGCCGAGGGCCAUGCCUAUGGCAAACUUGGCCACACGUACCAUCUCCUGGGUGAUUUUGAACGUGCAGUUGCUGCACAUGAAAAGCGACUGCUCAUUGCACAGGAGUUUGGAGACAGGCCGGCUGCACGACGGACCCAUGGUAACCUGGGCAGCACAUACAUCUACCUAGGCCAAUACGAAAAGGCAAUCUUCCAUUAUAAAAGAACACUGGUGCUCACCAGGCUGCUGAACGAGCGAGCCUUAGAGGCUCAGGUGAAUUACAGCAUAGGAAAUACUUACACUCUGCUGCAGGACUUUGGAAAAGCUAUUGACUACUACCAGAAACAUCUGGCCAUCGCUCGGGAACUCAAUGACAGGGUCGGAGAGGCCCGAGUGUGCUGGACUCUGGCUAACUUGUACACGACCAUGUCCAACUACGAGCACGCGAUAAAUUAUACACGUAAACAUCUGGAAAUUGCUUUGGAGAUGGGGGAUAGAAAUGGAGCAGCAACUGCAAGAAUGAAUUUACUGGACCUCCAGCAGGUUCUAAGGCUCAAAUCCAACACCACUGCCACUUCACUGGAAGAGCAGUCAGUGCAGUCCCCAUCCAGUAUUCAAAGCAGUCCAGAGGCCCAGAAAGACAGUCCACGUCCUCAGAAAAAGCAGAGUGAAGAUUCUCCUUCACCUCCACUGAGAAGCAAAAAACACGAUGAAGAGAAACGUGACGCCGAGUCACCCGUUCAACCUGAAGAACCUGAGCACGCCACCGAGUCCACUGACCCUGAGCCAGAUGUGCUGGCGUCUCCCGAGCCAGGAUCACUGGACACUAUCGGGGAGGACACCUUUUUGGACUUCCUCUCUCGCUUUCAGAGCCACAGGAUGGACGAUCAAAGGUGUACUUUGGAUGGCCAGACCAAUUUUCUUACGUCCACUCCCUCCUACACCCCACCUGUAGCUGAAAGGAAAUCCAUUCCGGGACUCACCACACCAUCGCAGGAUCCUGGUCAUUUCCUGGAGCUGCUGGCCAGCUCCCAGGCCCGUCGUCUGAACGACCAGCGAGUGAGCCUGAGCCAUUUUCCUGGCUUACGUCCCAGCACAUCCAGCCAGCCUCGUACACCAUCCACCUCCAGCACAGAUCAAGUCCCCUCUCAAGCCACCACAGCAGGUUCCCCUCAAACACCCUCCCAGUGCGUUCGCCACGAGGCCAGUACAGAGCCGUCUGAGGACAGUGUCUUCCAUAGCAUGGUGGAGAAGUCCCAGGGCUCCAGCUGGAGCGGCGAGAGCUUUGCUCUGCCUACCAGAAAAGCACAAACUCUGCCGGAUGAGGAUUUUUACAAUUUCAUCGUGUCUCUCCAGUCCAGAAGGAUGGAGGAGCAGCGUGUCCCCCCUCCCCCUGCCAUUACCCCCACUGAACCGGACGAAAAACAUGGAGUGUAGUGGGCUUUUUUGUUUCCUUUGUCAUCUCCUAGGAAUGAGGAAGGAAUGAGGGUGUCUACUUGUUUGUUUAAAGGUGCAUUAAGGAGUUUGCACGUUUUAUGCGAAACAAUGGCCCCUGCAGGCCUUGGGCGUAACUGCAGCUUAGUGAAACACUUGUGCCUGUGCUCGCAUCCAUGUACGUG
Salarias fasciatus (jewelled blenny) is the source of this 2283-nucleotide messenger RNA. Its product is annotated as G-protein-signaling modulator 2-like. Gene Ontology annotation, molecular function: GDP-dissociation inhibitor activity; G-protein alpha-subunit binding. The record is from RefSeq and is a predicted model, not a curated record. Gene Ontology annotation, biological process: establishment of mitotic spindle orientation. Gene Ontology annotation, cellular component: cell cortex. Bases 134 to 2101 code for a protein of 655 amino acids. NCBI's taxonomy places the organism in Eukaryota, Metazoa, Chordata, Actinopteri, Blenniiformes, Blenniidae. The transcript is spliced from 16 exons.